AUGUCCAGCUCCCUUCCUGGCAAUCGGGAUCUCCCUCCCUCUCAGUAUGACCUGAGUACAUACUGGGGCCGUGUGCGACACUCGGCUGACAUCGCCGAUCCGAGGAUGUUGUUUAUCUCCUCGUCGGGGCUGGAGAGUGCGAAGCAGCUCAUCUCCUCCUAUAAGCAGAGCCAUGUUCCCGUUAUGACCCCCGAGUUGUGGCGUGCGAAGAAGGUGGUCGAUUCCACCCUGCAUCCAGACACUGGCGAACCCGUUUUCCUUCCCUUCCGCAUGUCCUGCUAUGUCCUGACCAACCUUGUGGUGACGGCUGGCAUGCUGACGCCCGGGCUGCAGACCACUGGUACACUUCUCUGGCAGAUUGCGAACCAGUCGCUCAACGUCGCCGUCAACAACGCAAAUGCGAACAAGUCGACCCCUUUGUCCUACUCCCAGAUGGCCAAGUCAUACCUGAUGGCUGUUUCGGCAUCGUGCUCGGUGGCACUGGGUCUGAACGCUCUCGUGCCCCGUCUGAAGGGCUUGUCGCCCAGCACUAAGCUCAUGCUCGGCCGACUGGUGCCUUUCGCUGCCGUGUCCAGCGCUAGCGCCCUGAACGUGUUCCUUAUGCGCGGCGAGGAGAUCCGCCAGGGUAUCGACGUCUACCCAGUUCUGUCGGAGGCUGAGAAGAAGAAGCGGGAGGAGACCGGCGAGCCGAUCCAGAGCUUGGGUAAGAGCAAGACGGCCGCCACCAUCGCUGUGGGUGAGACUGCGGUCAGUCGUGUGUUGAACGCGACCCCGAUCAUGGUCGUGCCGCCGUUGGUUCUGCUCCGGUUGGAGAAGACAGCUUGGCUUCAGGCUCGGCCCCGUAUGGUGCUGCCCCUGAACCUGGGAUUGAUCUUUGCUACAUCCCUGUUUGCCCUGCCGUUGGCGCUGGGAGCCUUCCCGCAGCGCCAGGCCAUCAGCGCGCAGUCUUUGGAGGAGGAGUUCUGGCAGAAGGGUGGCAAGGACGGGAUGGUUGAGUUCAACCGGGGGAUGUAA
Messenger RNA from Aspergillus bombycis, 1014 nucleotides. Its product is annotated as sideroflexin family transporter. The transcript has 4 exons. Gene Ontology annotation, biological process: mitochondrial transmembrane transport; monoatomic ion transport. The record is from RefSeq and is a predicted model, not a curated record. Bases 1 to 1014 code for a protein of 337 amino acids. Gene Ontology annotation, molecular function: monoatomic ion transmembrane transporter activity. Lineage: Eukaryota; Fungi; Ascomycota; Eurotiomycetes; Eurotiales; Aspergillaceae. Gene Ontology annotation, cellular component: mitochondrial inner membrane.